AUGUCUUUGUUCAACAUGACUCCCCGGCCCCAGGACGACUCUCAAUUUGCUUCAAUAUCGUAUAAUGGUGACUACACGCAGUCGCGGCGCUGUGGUGCUGGAAAGAACGGUUCUGCAACUCCAGAGAGACCACAUCGCCUUGGAGCACCAACCACCUUUUCUCAGUUGGGUUCUUCAGCACAACAUCAUCUUCUGCUCGAUACUCAGUGUCUCAAAUGCCACCUAAAGCGUCUGGUACAGCAAAUACUGGGGACCCAACGCCAUGUACCCAUUCCGCAUAACAAUAUUUUGAAAGGCAUUGCGCACAUGUCGCACCAGUCACCGUUCUUUGAACUUGGUCAGCAAGAACUUGCGAAUCCCUUCUACGACUCGAUCACUGACACGCUGAGGGAGAACCUAGAUCUUGGUAUUGUUCCGAGGCAUAUGGACAUCGCUGAGACCAUACUUGGCGCACUACAGCAUGGUGUGAAACGACCUCCGUUGCGAGCGAUGCGAGAGCAAUCAGACGAAGACUCGGUGGAUAGAGAUCGUCGCUGCACCGAGAACAUUGCGUAUACAACUUCAAGUCUUGUUAUACAACCAGAAGAUCUUUAA
Molecule: messenger RNA, 594 nt
Organism: Macroventuria anomochaeta
Lineage: Eukaryota; Fungi; Ascomycota; Dothideomycetes; Pleosporales; Didymellaceae
Exons: 4
Coding region: 1-594 (197 amino acids)
Source: RefSeq, a predicted model, not a curated record